This is a messenger RNA of Durio zibethinus, 1838 nucleotides long. RefSeq lists its product as uncharacterized. The record is from RefSeq and is a predicted model, not a curated record. NCBI's taxonomy places the organism in Eukaryota, Viridiplantae, Streptophyta, Magnoliopsida, Malvales, Malvaceae.
AUUUAUUAUUACAACCAAUAAAUCAGCAAAUCUUGGAUUUUUUUAAUGAUUAUCUCGCCACUCAUUUUUCACUCGGAUGAUAUGCAAUCUCUCUAACACAGGGAAACUCGGGAAGAUUAUCACAAAAGGAAUUAUAAUAAGAUAGUAUAAAGGAGGUUUUGCUUCGAUUUGUGCAGGAUGAGCGGCCAGAAUCAAGGGGCUAGCUUAUCUUCUUCAGCAGACCCACCUAUGAAGCGGAAACGUGGGCGUCCACGCAAGGAUGAGAGUGUUCAAGGGGACAACACAACUGUUACACCUGCAUCUGACAAUCUGAGGAAAAACAAGCAGACUGUGGGAACAAGUGACCCUGCCGCUGAUGACAUGGUAGGUCAGAUGGUCUCUGGUGUCAUUGAUGGUUCAUUUGAUGCUGGAUAUCUUCUUAAUGUUAAGGUAGGUGAUACAGACACGCAUCUUAGAGGUGUUGUAUUUCUACCAGGGCGAUUCACUCCAAUUACUGCUGCAAAUGAUGUGGCUCCACAUGCUAAGAUGUACGAAAGCAAAGAGAUUCCUAUCCCAUUUGUAAACCCUCAAGGUCAUCUCCAUGCCGGGAGUCCUUCAUCAGGGAAAAGUGAGAAGCCCGUUGAGCAUAAAAAUGAUGCACCUAACCUUGUAGGCCAAGGCCUACAUAUUGGGCAUCAAUCUGGUGCCACGGCUGCUAGUGAGAGCCAAUCUGCAUCUACUCUAAUUCCUCCAGCUAGUAACUUGCCAGUAAAUGACACUGGUCUUCCCUUGGGACAAAAGGUCCUGCUAAAACAAAUCUUGGAUUCUGGAUUGCAGAGUGAUAAAGCUGUUGGACAGAAUCAAUCACUGCUAGGAUUUGAAGCCUUCAAGCUGAUGAAAGGACCAACUAUUAACGUAGAGACAUCUAAAGCAUCUGAUCAAGUGUCUGCAACAUUUACUGCUACUUUGCCGGCUACUGAGAUUGUAAAUCUGAUGCCUCAAGUUGAACACCAGGCUAUGAGUUCCGAGGUUCAUGAUGAUGUGAAAAGCCUCGACCUUGGUAACAACCAAACUCCCAAAUUUUCUGAAACUGAACCUCAAGCCAUUGCUUGUGAACCAACUGGAAUCAACAUGUUCGGAAAACAGGUUUCGUCAAGGCAAGAUAUUUCACAAGAAACGCACUUGGUGCUUGCUAAGAAGAUUAUGAGUGGAGCUGACAAGUCUCACAUGGAUGGAUUGUCUGCAAGUGAUGCUGCCACAACUACUUCGACAGUUCCAUGCUCUGCAUCAAUGACCAACCUACCGAUAAUGAUAUUUGGGGCAGAAACUAUUCCAUCUGAACCCAAGCCUGCUGCUGAAGAAUCUGUUCUUUCAAGAAUGGUUGAACCCGAAGUUAGUAGUUCCUUAAUGACUGCCAACACCAACAGUGUGGAAUCUAAUGCCAAAGAUGCUUUUCCACCUGCACAGUCUUAGUUUUCGAGUUGUGAAACUAAAAGCAGGAAUAGAACGAGCCUUACAAGUCGAGGGCUUGAAGGAGGACUAGCUUAGGUCAUGACCGUGAAUGGUUGAGACUUUGUCUCUGAUUCGGAUCAUUUGUAAUGGUAACUCUUUGCAAUCAACCUUUACCUUCUAACUUCGUUUCUAGUGCAUUAUCAUGCUUGUUAAUUGUGCUGAAUAUCACUUGCAGCCUCUGACAGCAUUGCCUGUGUUUUCAAGAUUUACUACUUUUUACUUUUUCAUUUUUAUUGAAAGUUGUAAGUAUGUUAUCUGGCCAAAACAAUUAAAUAAUUUAGCAAUCAAGUAGAAGGAAAAUCUCCCAAGGCAUGUAAUUUCAUCUGUACUAACUAUAGUACACCAAA